Lasiodiplodia theobromae is the source of this 519-nucleotide messenger RNA. RefSeq lists its product as uncharacterized. The coding region runs from base 1 to 519 and encodes 172 amino acids. NCBI's taxonomy places the organism in Eukaryota, Fungi, Ascomycota, Dothideomycetes, Botryosphaeriales, Botryosphaeriaceae. The transcript has 2 exons. The record is from RefSeq and is a predicted model, not a curated record.
AUGGCCGCCAACCCCGACGCACAGCUUCCUCGCCAACCCAACUGGGACAACAUGUUGACCCAUUGGGACGGCCUUCGCACGGAGCUCUCGUCCCUCCCGAACAUGCCUGACCUAAACGAAGGUGCUAUGAUCCUGCAAGCCAUCACCGACAUGCGCAACGAUAUGAACCACCGCCUCACCGACAUGCGCAACGACAUUGCCGACAUACGCAACGACAUGAACCGCCGUUUCGACCGACUUGAGCAGAAGCAGGCAACGCUGGAGAAGAAUAACCAGGCCCGCUUGGCCAACGCCGCCACACCCAUGAAGCAGGAUGAGGACCUUGCCCCGCUGUACUCGGUCCAUACACACGAGCUCAUCGAGAACUUUCCACGCAACCUGACGGCUAUCAACCGCCUCAACGUACAGCAAGUCAACGCGCUUCUGCUCGACUUGGAUGUCACGCCCGCGGGCACCCUCGCCCAGAAGAAGCUGCUUUUCGAGCGCACCAUCGGUGUUUUCACGGCUCACCGCCAGUAG